CACACAUGGCCGUUGCGGCUCAAGGCAGUUCGCUCUUUCUCACGAAACCAUCGUUUCCCAUUACAACAACAACAAACUUGUCCCUACACCAUACGAAUCGGAGACCGCUCUUCGUCUUGUCUCCUCCCCGAGCUCAGUUUUCUUGUCCCAAGAAAAACCCUAAAGAAGAACACCAGAGACUCUCCUUCACCAUUUCUUAUCUUGUCGAGUCCUGUGGAUUAUCUCCCGAUCACGCCAACACGGUUCUUAACCUUCUCCGUGACCAUUGUUUCUCCACCUCCCAGAUCUCCAGCCUCGUCAAGAAACGCCCCGUUUUGCUGCUAGCCAAUGCCGAAUCGGUGCUCCUCCCUAAGCUCCGAUUCUUCCUCUCCAUCGGCGUCUCCAAAUCCUUGCUCGCUCGAACGCUUGCCUCUGAUCCCACCAUUUUGACCAGAAGCCUCGUCAACCAGCUCAUCCCUUCCUACAACUUCCUCAAGAGCGUUCUCGACGCCGACGACAAGAUCGUGGCCGCCCUUCGCAGGACGACAUGGAUUUUCCUCGAGGACCACACCAAGAACCUCGUCCCCAACAUCAACCACAUGUCGGAGACGGGGGUCCCUGGGAAAUGCAUACAGCUGCUCCCGAAGCCGUGAUGCAGAAGAACCACGAGUUCCGGGAAAUCACCAAGCAAGCUAAGGAGAUGGGAUUCAAUCCCCAGAAGACAACCUUCGUGCUGGCGAUCCACGCUCUCUCAGGGAAAGGCAACAGAUCGAUAUGGGACAAGUGUUUCGAGGUGUACCAGAGGUGGGGGUUGUCGGAAGAGGACAUCAUGUGCGCGUUCAAGAAGCACCCGCACUGUAUGAUGCUGUCGGAGAGGAAGAUAAACAGGACGAUGGAGUUUCUUGUCAAGGAGAUGAAUAUGGCGCCAAGAUCGAUGGCAGGGUGCCCCGUGGUGCUCUUUUUCAGCCUGGAUAAGAGGAUUAUCCCAAGAUGCUCGGUGGUAAAGAUGUUGGCAUCCAAGGGGAUGGUGAAGGAGGACUGGAGCUUGACGUCCUUGUUGGUUCCAGUGGAGAAAGUGUUCUUGGAGAAGCUGGUGAUCAAGUACGAGGGGGAGUUGCCUGAGUUGAUGGAUGUGUAUAGAGGAUACACCACCAAACUCUGAGCUUUUGUUUUUCUUUUCAUCUCAUAUAAUAUGCUGAGGGCGGCGUGUGUAAUCAAAUUUUGGUAAUAAAGGGGAAAUUUUGUAAGUUUUUUUUGGUUCAAAAAUUAGCGUCAAAGUAAAACAUCAAACAGCAAGAUUGAUCAUCAAAGAAAUAAGGGUAGAGGCUAGAAGAAGAAUGAUUUGAUGAGGAGGUUGGGAGUAAUCCAGUGAUACAUUACAGCAAAGAAACAAAGUUGAUGACCGUUUCUUCCUUCUGUUGCGAUGAGAAAUUGGUUGAUUCGAGAGCAUUUUCUUUUGCUUCAAUUAUAUAUAUAGAGAGAAUCUAACUUAAAUGAAUAAAAUAAAAUAAAAAGUUUCAUUUUUCCUCUUCCAAUUAAGUCUCCUCUGAUGAAGAAGAAGGAGAUGGAGUAAUUUCAAAAUAUGAUGAUUGGUUCAUCUCUGAUAAGCCCCAGCUGAAAUGAAUCCGAUCUGUAGAUCAUCCCUUUCUCGAUUAUACCUCCACCGUCUUCACUCACCUCUCCGGCGGCAGUCUUCUCCGCUUGAAACCACCCCCAGGUUCAAUUUCUCCAAAAGGUGGCAUUUUGGCCACACUGGAUCUGAUCACCAAGAUCAAAGGCCCGCCGGAGCAGAAGAAGGGGAAAGGAUUUUCCGGCUUGGUCUCACCGCUGAUAUCGGUUUGUCUGUCGGCAAAGCUCUCACCGGUUAUCUCUGCGGCAGCACCGCCAUCAUCGCCGACGCUGCUCAUUCCGUUUCAGAUGUGGUCCUAAGCGGUGUUGCUCUAUUCUCUUACAGAGCUGCCAAUGUUCCCAAAGACAAAGAACAUCCAUAUGGUCAUGGUAAAUUUGAAACUCUUGGAGCCCUUGGAAUCUCUACCAUGCUUUUGGCUACUGGCUGUGGCAUUGCUUGGCAUGCCGCUGACCUCCUACUUAGUGCACUGUCCGCAGCCCCUGAGGUGAAUCAUACUCAUGGUGGACAUCAUCACGGAAUUGAUAUGACUCACCCCACUCUCGCUUUGACUGUUACUAUUGCUUCCAUUUCCAUCAAAGAAGGGCUUUACUGGAUCACAAAACGAGCAGGAGAGAAACAAGGGAGUGGCUUGAUGAUGGCAAAUGCUUGGCAUCACCGUUCAGAUGCUAUUUCUUCUCUAGUUGCACUUGUUGGCGUUGGAGGUUCUAUUCUAGGAGUUAAUUUCUUAGAUCCCCUAGCUGCUCUUGUUGUCUCGGCAAUGAUUUUCAAAGCUGGACUGGAAACAGGACACCAAAGUGUAUUGGAACUGGUAGAUGCUGCUAUACCAGCUCAACAAUUAGAGCCAAUAAGACAGACCAUAUUACAGGUUGAAGGAGUCAAGGGAUGUCAUCGGCUAAGGGGAAGGAGAGCUGGUUCAUCGUUGUAUCUUGAUGUACACAUUGUGGUAGAUCCGUUUUCCAGUGUGAGUGUUGCGCAUGAGGUAGGAGAAUAUGUACGGGGGCAGAUCAAUAAAAACCAUCCUCAAGUGUCUGAAGUUUUCAUUCAUAUAGAUCCGGCUUUCUUACAGUUUUCUAGUAGCAUGAUGGAUCACGAUAGUAUACAAAAGGAAAGUAACAUAUGCAAAGAGAUUAAACUUGUCGAAGCCACCGUCUGGGAACUUUUUUCAUCACAGUUCUCUGAGAAAAUGAUGAUAAAACGAGUGACACCCCACUUGUUGCAUAGCAAGAUCUGGCUCCAAAUCGAAGUUGCUAUGCCAUCAACCAUGACAAUUCAGGACGCCAUGAGAGCCGCUGAAGAUGCAGAGAAGGAGAUUAUGAAGGCAGUCUCAAAUGUGGCUCGUGUCAGCAUUCAGCUUAGUCUCAAGAACUCCCUGCCUCAGUAAUUACCUCUGGUGUUUUGGAUUAAAAAAAAAAAAUACAAAGAGCCAAUUCUCUGUUUAUAACCGUGCAUGUCGGCGUUUUGUUUAUAUUACUGGUGUUUUGUUUAGUCUCAAAAGUUCUGGACCUUGAUGAGUGAGGAAAGUUUUGGGAGUGUACAAUUGAUGAGCUGUGGAUAAGGUGAAAGUAAAAAAUAAGACCAUAGCUUUCUUUCAGCCCUGACAAUGAUCAAUAAGAAACAAAAGGCAAAACAUUUUUUGUAA
Messenger RNA from Brassica napus (rape), 3248 nucleotides. RefSeq names its product metal tolerance protein C1. The transcript is spliced from 12 exons. Gene Ontology annotation, biological process: transmembrane transport; monoatomic cation transport. Gene Ontology annotation, molecular function: monoatomic cation transmembrane transporter activity. Lineage: Eukaryota; Viridiplantae; Streptophyta; Magnoliopsida; Brassicales; Brassicaceae. The coding region runs from base 1599 to 2990 and encodes 463 amino acids. Gene Ontology annotation, cellular component: membrane. The record is from RefSeq and is a predicted model, not a curated record.